CCCCUUUUUGUUUUUCUAAUAAAAAAUAUUUUCAAGAAUUUCCAAUUUAAAAUUGCUAAAAAAAAAAAGGCUCUCAACCCUAGAAACGAAAGCGACCUGUUUGGCAUUAUCGUUUGUAUUGAAUUCGUUCAUUUUCUUGAAUUGCCGUUUUGCAGCUGCCUUCAUUCCCACUCAGCAGUUUAAAUUUCUCUACGACCAUAACGACGAUCUUGUUCAAGAUGAAAUCUUAUCGUCAUUGGACUCGGUUCAUCUGCACUAGCUUCAAUCGAUUUGAAUCGAAUUUCCCUCAAAAUUCUCGUGUUUUCUCUCAUUUUUCCGGUGAUUUUGAGCAGGAAUCAUGGAAUUCUGCAGAGGGUCUUGUGCGUUGCUCUGCAAAUUACGUUCCUUUGUCUCCUAUAAGCUUAUUGGAGCGAGCUGCCAAGGUGUAUAGAGACAGGACCUCUGUUAUAUAUGGUUCUGUUAAGUAUAGUUGGAGUGACACUUACGAUCGUUGUCUCAGGCUGGCUUCUGCCUUAACUCAGUUGGGAAUUUCCCGUGGCGAUGUGGUUGCGACAUUGGCCCCUAAUGUUCCAGCAAUGUAUGAGCUGCAUUUUGCAGUCCCAAUGGCAGGAGCAGUUCUUUGUACACUUAAUGCACGCCACGACUCAAAUAUGGUUUCUGUCCUGUUGAAACAUUCGGAAGCUAAGAUCAUAUUUGUAGACUAUCAGUUACUUGAUGUUGCUCGUAAAGCAUUUGAGCAUCUUGCAAAGACCGAAGCAAAACCACCCAUGCUGGUCUUUAUUUCUGAAUCUGAUGGUUUCUCGCCCAUUGGCUUCAAUUCGAGCACUUACGAGUAUGAAAGUCUCCUGGCAAAUGGACAUAAUAGAUUUGAGAUUAGACGACCAAAAAGUGAAUGGGAUCCCAUCAGCAUAAAUUAUACUUCUGGCACAACAUCAAGACCCAAAGGAGUUGUUUAUAGUCACAGGGGGGCAUAUCUUAAUUCCCUUUCAACGGUUUUCCUUCAUGGGAUCGGAGCAAUGCCUAUUUACCUUUGGACUGUGCCCAUGUUUCAUUGCAAUGGGUGGUGCCUUAUUUGGGGAGUGGCAGCGCAGGGUGGCACUAACGUAUGCCUUAGAAAAGUAUCUCCAAAGGACAUUUUUGACAGUAUAGUACAUCACAAAGUGACAAACAUGGGAGGGGCACCGACUGUUUUGAACAUGAUUGUGAAUUCAGCAGUUUGUGACCAAAAACCACUUCCUCACAAAGUGGAAGUUAUGACCGGGGGUGCACCACCACCCCCUCAAAUCCUUCUCAAGAUGGAAGAAUUGGGUUUUGGUGUAUCUCACUUGUAUGGCCUUACAGAAACUUACGGUCCAGGGACUUACUGUGCAUGGAAACCUGAAUGGGAUUCACUGCCUCAUAAUGAGAGAUUAAAGUUGAAAACCCGACAAGGGGUGCACCAUCUUGGCUUGGAGGAUGUUGAUGUAAGAGAUCCUAUCACUGAGGAAAGUGUGCCUGCUGAUGGUAAAACGAUAGGUGAAGUUGUGUUCAGAGGAAACACUGUAAUGAGUGGGUACUUUAAAGACUUGGAAGAAACAGAGAAAGCUUUCAGAGGUGGAUGGUUUCGAAGUGGGGAUCUUGCUGUGAAACAUCCUGAUGGUUACAUAGAAGUAAAGGACCGCUUGAAGGAUAUUAUAAUCUCUGGGGGAGAGAAUAUAAGCACAGUUGAAGUAGAAACGGUUUUAUAUAGUCAUCCCGCAAUUUUCGAGGCUGCAGUAGUUGCACGGCCAGAUGAUCACUGGGGACAAACACCAUGUGCAUUUGUUAAGUUAAAAGAGGGUUUUGAUGUGAGUGCACAAGAUAUAAUCAAGUUUUGCAGGGACCACUUGCCGCAUUAUAUGGCUCCUCGGACUGUCAUUUUUGAGGAUUUGCCAAGAACCUCAACGGGGAAGGUGCAGAAGUUUAUUCUGAGGGAGAAAGCAAAGGCAAUGGGCAGCCUCUCUUGAGAUAAAAAAAAAUAAUAAUAACGAUUUGUAAAUCCAUGUUUCCUUGGAAAAUAAGAAUUUCGUUAUUUCA
Molecule: messenger RNA, 2055 nt
Organism: Hevea brasiliensis (rubber tree)
Lineage: Eukaryota; Viridiplantae; Streptophyta; Magnoliopsida; Malpighiales; Euphorbiaceae
Product: isovalerate--CoA ligase AAE2
Exons: 2
Coding region: 219-1985 (588 amino acids)
Source: RefSeq, a predicted model, not a curated record